AUGUUGGCUUCGGUCCUCAGUGUCUCGUUGCUCGUCUCAUUACUCGCAUAUGCUUAUCAUGUCUUGGCACAAUUCCAACAACAACAACAACAACAACAACAAAGUUUGUCAUCGAUUGACAGUAAAAGUAGCAAGAACGUUUUGAUUCUGACUGCCCAUCCAGAUGAUGAAUGCAUGUUCUUUGGACCUACCAUUACUGCGCUUCGCGAUUCAAAAACGCGUGUUCAUGUAUUGUGUCUGUCGACUGAAACGAAGCGCAUAGUAACCAACCGUCUAUAUAUAUAUCUCCUAGGCAACGCCGAUGGAUUAGGCGCGACUCGAAAGAAAGAGUUAACGCGUAGCUGUCAAGUACUAGGCAUUCCGCCAGUUGAUGUCAAGGCACUUGAUCACGGGCAAGUAAACCUCUUUUCCUUUUUUUCGCAAGAUUUGCAAGAUGGAAUGAAGAACACUUGGUCGCCAACGUUGAUUGCCGGGAUUGUCAAAGAUUAUGUGACCAAGCAUAAAAUCGAUACAAUUAUCACAUUUGAUGAUUACGGCGUCUCGGGUCAUCCAAAUCAUAUUGCUGCGUACAAAGGCGCACAGCAUUUUGUCAAUGAAUCAUGCAGCAACAACAAGAAAGUGAGACUGUACAGGCUGUCAUCGAUCCUGCUGCCGCGCAAGUACAUUGGGAUUGGCGACCUGGUGUUCAUGGCUGUGGAGCAGCGGCUCUUUCCGGACAGAGGGCGUGAUGCAGUGUUGUUUGUGUCUUCGCCCAGCAGCUAUCUAGUGACGCACAAGGCGAUGAGGCGACAUGUUUCGCAGCUGGUGUGGUUCCGAUGGCUGUAUGUAACGUUUUCGCGCUACAUGUUUGUCAACCAGCUCGUGGAAGUCACUCCGCCCGUCUAA
Zychaea mexicana is the source of this 885-nucleotide messenger RNA. RefSeq names its product putative deacetylase LmbE-like domain-containing protein. Lineage: Eukaryota; Fungi; Mucoromycota; Mucoromycetes; Mucorales; Lichtheimiaceae. The record is from RefSeq and is a predicted model, not a curated record. Gene Ontology annotation, cellular component: endoplasmic reticulum. Gene Ontology annotation, biological process: GPI anchor biosynthetic process. Bases 1 to 885 code for a protein of 294 amino acids. The transcript has 5 exons. Gene Ontology annotation, molecular function: N-acetylglucosaminylphosphatidylinositol deacetylase activity.